AGGAGUCAGACAGUGACGAGACGUGUGGACUCUGAUGCUGAGGGGGACCUGAACGCGUAUCAAAGCGCGCACUCAUCAGAUUUCCGUGCAUGUAGUCGGCGGUGGUGCGUGUGCGUCUGUGUGAGGUAACCGCACUGUUACUAUUUUUAGAAGCAACGUUGCGGUGGUGGAAUCAAUCAAAGUGGGUUGGCAUUCACUGUCAUGUGGUGGUGGUGCUGCUGCUGCUCCUUUUAGUGCCUCCCGCACAGCUUCCGUGCACUUGAUCAUCAUGGGACAGGGUAUCGCUUGAUGUUUUUUCCAUCUCAGCUCAAAUUUGUUGGCGUUUCGUCGUGGCAAAGAACACCGGUGGAUGCAAACUUUUGCGCCAUGGUGGAAUCUGCACUACUUCGGGGCAACAACCCGUUGCUCGCCUUUGGUAGAUCGGGUAGUUUUAUUCAGUUUCACCACCUGUCAAGAGAACAUUGCAUUUCGGAAUGAAAAUGACGAGUGUUGAAUGACACAUCAGCGCGGGAGGUGCACGCCGCUUUCUCACCUGUCAAGCGUGAAAAAAACAUUUUUUUCUUAUGGGAAUUAAGCACUCGUCCCGUUGCAUGCUCCUCAGGAGAAAAAUGGCGGAAUCUGAGAGCAGUGAGCAGCCACAGCCACAGCCGGUCCGCAUCAUUGCAUCACAGUCGGCUCAGCCAACCUCUUUGCCAAAGCCUGUGCCUUGCACCCAGCCCAUCCCAAGACCUCUUCACCCAUCACAUACACCACAUGCUGCCAGCUUUCCAAGCUGCCCUGGACGGGGAAGGAUGGGAAAGCUGUGUAAUCCUGAGGAGAUGACCUCAAAAGACUACUACUUUGACUCUUAUGCCCACUUUGGUAUACAUGAGGAGAUGUUAAAGGAUGAAGUGAGGACACUCACCUACCGCAAUUCCAUGUACCACAACAAGCAUGUGUUCAAGGACAAAAUAGUUCUGGAUGUUGGAAGUGGCACUGGGAUCUUAUCCAUGUUUGCAGCCAAAGCAGGAGCAAAGCAUGUGUAUGGGAUUGAAUGUUCCAGUAUUUCAGAGUAUUCAGAAAGGAUCAUCAAAUCCAACCAUCUUGACAGCAUGAUCACCAUCAUCAGCGGAAAAGUGGAAGAGGUGGAGCUCCCUGUGGAGGAAGUUGACAUCAUUAUAUCCGAGUGGAUGGGUUAUUCUCUUUUCUACGAAUCCAUGCUGAACACUGUCAUCUUUGCCAGGGACAAGUGGCUGAAACCAGGUGGACUAAUGUUUCCCGACCGUGCCUCUUUGUAUGUGUUGGCCAUUGAGGACAGGCAGUAUAAAGACUUCAAGAUUCAUUGGUGGGAGAACGUGUAUGGCUUCGACAUGACUUGUAUCCGCAAUGUGGCAAUGAAGGAGCCUCUGGUUGACAUUGUGGACCCUAAGCAGGUGGUGACCAACGCCUGCCUUGUCAAGGAGGUGGACAUCUACACAGUGAAGCCUGAAGACCUUUCUUUCACAUCAGCAUUCUGCCUGCAGAUCCAGAGAAAUGACUACAUCCAUGCACUGGUUACAUAUUUCAACAUCGAAUUCACCAAAUGUCACAAAAAAACUGGUUUCUCUACUGCUCCUAAUACUACAUACACACACUGGAAGCAGACCGUGUUCUACCUGGAGGACUACUUAACUGUGCGAAGAGGAGAGGAAAUCACUGGCAGCAUUGCAAUGAAGCCAAAUGACAAAAAUAUUCGGGACUUGGACUUCACCUUUGAGCUGGAUUUUAAAGGACAACUGUGUGAGGCAGCGAUUGUCCACGAUUACAAGAUGCGCUAGUUUUGCAGGAAACAGGCAUUAAAGACACCUGCAAGAAGCAGAGGAAGUCUAGACCCUUCCUGGACCGGUUUCAAAUAGAAGGUGCAAUGAGGGCAGAAGGAUAGGCCAUUGUACAGAGGUGGUGGCCCCACUAACAACUUGCUAAAUAUGUUGCUAGUCAGGAAGCCAUGGGCACAGACUGUUAAACAACUUUGAAUGUAAUAGUGGGCAUGGGGAUUUUUCUAUCUUGUUCAGAGUUAGAUUCCUGCUUGGUGAAACGGAGUGAUGUAUCUGUGUUGUUUGUUUUUCACCAUAACUUGAAACUCAUCGGGUAGAGAUAUAUGUCAAAUGACUGUAGGGUCCACAUUUUGUUCGUAAGAUUUUUAUUUGAUUAGUUUUGACCCUGUGCUGGCUGUCAGAUAAACCAUUUGUACUUGUGUCAGUUAAAGCUCAGUAAUGGUGAAAAAAAAUAUCUGAGCUCAAAAGCAGCAGGGCUACUCUAAAUGUGUGUGUUCCGUGAAGGGUAUUGUGUUAAAUAGUUGGUGUACAGUGCUCAUACCUCGCGUCAUGGACAGUGUCAAAGGUGAAAGUGUUUCACAAUCCGUACUGUAAUUCUUCUUGUCGUUAGCUGGAAAAGGUAUGUUUUAUAUGUCUGGUAUUGUUUGACCUGCUUCGAUGUCUACAAGCGUAGUACGUGAUCCAGUACAAGGGCUGUAUAAAAAAAUAUAUGCUUAACAAAAUCAGGAUGAUGCUGUGUAGGUUUGCACCACUGGAAAUUACAACUAUAAUAAUAAAAAGAUAUUGGCUUGCUAAAGUAUUUAGCCCUUUGAACGUUUUGAACUUUUCAGGCUUCAAACAAAGACAUUUUUUUAGGGUAAACAAUCAAUACCAUAUGGGGACACAAUUGUGAAGUGGGGCGCAAUUCAAAUGAUAUUUUCGACUUUUUAAAUAUAAACUGAAGUGGGGUGUGCAAAAUUAUUUAGCUACUAUGAGUUAAUACUUUGUAGAAUCCCCUUUUACUGUUAUUAUAGCUCCGAAUAUUUUUGGUAUAUGUCUCUAUCAGUUUUGCACAUUCCAUGAACUGAAAUUUUGAACCAUUCUUUCUUUCAAAACAGCUCCAGCUAAAAUAGAAUAAAUGGAGAGCAACAGUUUCAGAUUUGACAGAUUAUUGUAUUCAGAUCGAGACUUUGAGUUGGUCAUUCUAAUACCAGGAUAUUUGUAGUUUUUAACUAUUCCAUCCCAUGUCAAUUUUGUUUCAUGUUUACGAUCAUUGCUUGUUCGAAUGUAAAAAAAUAUAUAUAUAUAUAUAUAUACGUAUAUAAAAAAAUAAAAUUUGCAGUUAGCCGAAAUUCUUCAAUCUUAGUCUCAUCUGAUAAGAGCACCUUCUUCCAAAUGUUUGCCAAGUCUUCCUGGUGACUUGGCAAACUUCAAAUGAGACUUUUUAUGGUUGUCUAUGACAAAUAACUUUCUUCAUUACUUUUCAUUUCAAUAUGAUUUCUUGACGACGCUGUAUGAGAUUUUUAAAGAUGGUGAAUUCUUUCGAUGUCUUAAUCUGUUUUAAAACUUUAAAAAUCCUCAGGGAACUUCUGGGACGAAGAGCAAAGGUGCAAAAUAAUAUUACGUGUCCCAAUUUUCAGUUUUUAUUUCGAAUAGAAAGUUUAAACAUUGAUUAAUUUUGUUCCACUUCACAAUUGUUUCCCAUUUAGUGUUGAUUCUUUACACAAAAAAUCUAAUGUUAGCUAUAUCUUUGUAUGAAGCCUGACAUGUGGCAAAAGGUCAAGGGGGUGAACACUUUCGCAAGCCACUGUGCGAUGAAAAGUCCUUCUAAAGGCCUUUCUUAAAUAUCGCUCUUGUAUUGGAUCCUCUAUGAAGAGUCUUUUUCCCCUUAAUGCCUUUACUAAGUUCCCAAGUGUUCCUGAUUCAAUUUCUUGAUGCUGCAUUUACAUGACUUAAUUCAAGGUACACUUUAGUUGGUCAUGUCAAACCUUUUAGAGUUAAACUGUUUCACCCCCCCUGUCACCCAAAAAAAUGUGAACCUGGCAAUUAGGCAAAUCUAUUAAAAUCUACACAUUAGACACUCAACAAUAGGCUUUAACUUGUACUUUGUAGUGAAGAUAAGAGAAUUUUACGGAAUGUGGCUCAGAUAUUCCGAUUAAAGACUUUUUAAUGAAAGCCUCAAAAGGCGUGUUGAAUAUAAAAUAAGUAAUUUAAUAAGAAAUAUGUGAUUAAUGUUAAAAAGAUUGACUUUGUAGCUGUUUUCUGAAUGUGAACAGCUCUUGUACUUGAACCCUGUGUACUUCACAGAAUCAUGGCUGGGUGCUUCACAUAGUCACAUAGUAAACAUUUAAAGUAAUCCUCUAUGGCUUAGAAUAUAUUACUUACUGGGAACUUUUGGGAAUGUCUAGUCCAGGGGUGUCAAACUCAUUUUUGUCACAGGCCGCA
Messenger RNA from Syngnathus acus (greater pipefish), 4217 nucleotides. It is a transcript of the gene prmt8a, whose product is annotated as protein arginine N-methyltransferase 8-B. Gene Ontology annotation, molecular function: protein-arginine N-methyltransferase activity. Gene Ontology annotation, biological process: peptidyl-arginine methylation. The record is from RefSeq and is a predicted model, not a curated record. NCBI's taxonomy places the organism in Eukaryota, Metazoa, Chordata, Actinopteri, Syngnathiformes, Syngnathidae. Bases 564 to 1796 code for a protein of 410 amino acids. The transcript is spliced from 10 exons. Gene Ontology annotation, cellular component: plasma membrane.